Messenger RNA from Triticum aestivum (bread wheat), 2331 nucleotides. RefSeq names its product serpin-Z2B-like. Gene Ontology annotation, molecular function: serine-type endopeptidase inhibitor activity. NCBI's taxonomy places the organism in Eukaryota, Viridiplantae, Streptophyta, Magnoliopsida, Poales, Poaceae. The record is from RefSeq and is a predicted model, not a curated record. Bases 683 to 2044 code for a protein of 453 amino acids. The transcript is spliced from 3 exons.
GGCCUGGCCCGAGUAGUAGCACACAGGCGCACUGCUAUAGUCCUUCCUCACGCACAUACACGCCGGCGGAUCGUGCUGAUCGAUUCGCUUUGAGGCUCGCAGCCGCCGCCGCCGAAAACAGUCAUCCGCCGCCACUUGCCUCCUCUCUAAAAUUGAUUAUUCCUCUACAGCUCUGAUCUUUACGAAACCGUCCCAGCCAAUCCAUCCGUCUAAUGGAUCUGAAGUUGAUAUAUAGGUAAUAACAAUAUAAUACAGCACGAAAUCUCGGCUCAAUUCCGUGCAAGGAUUUGAGAUGUCACUUCCUGAAGAUGAACGAGGUGCCAAGAAAAGUAGAGAGGUAUGUACUUUUCUGAACAUAUUUUUUGUGAUACAUAGGUAACUGAGAUCUUUAAUUACUGUGAGUUUAUUAAAAUGCAUUAGGCAUAAUAUUCAGAAAAUAUGCAUCGUAUACAUGUUAGUUAAUACGAGCUAGUACAACCAAAGUAGUAGCGCAGAGUGUUGCUGUUCAAGCGGGAAGCAACAUGACGCCACAUGAGACUGGACAUGCACGCAGGACGAUAUGUUACUGCCUCAUGCGAUGCUUCUCCUGAGUCCUGAACGCCCUCAGGACUUACGUGUCACCGGUCACAACUGAUAUUUGGAUGACCACACCCUGUCACCGAGAGGCGAGGGGCUAAGUCGUAUGUCGAAAGUCACCAAGAAAUUAUAUUAUUAUAUAUAUAAUUACUUUUAUGUUUGUCUUAAGGGCCCCCAUAUUCUAGUUUCGCCCCGGGCCCCCGAAACCUCAGGACCGGCCCUGGGCACCAUGGAGAAGGCGGCGAGGCGCCCAAGCAAGAAGGCUCGCAGGACGCCUGCCGACUCCGACGGCCUGACGGCGCUCGCCCUCCGCCUCUCCAAAAAAUUCUCAGGCCGCGAGGAGUACGAGGGCCAGAACAUCAUGUUCUCGCCGCUGUCCAUCUACACCGCCUUGGGCCUCCUGGCGGCCGGCGCCCAGGGCGACACUCUGGACGAGAUCCUGGCCGUGCUCGGUGCGACGUCGCGCGACGAGGUCGCGGCGGUCAUGCGACUAGUGUCCAAGCACGCCCUCGCCGCCGACGAUCCCUCCGGCCCGCUGGUCGUUACGUCCGCGUGCAGCGUGUGGUGCCACAAAGAUCUGCCGCUGAAGCCGGCCUACCGGAAGGCCGCCGUCAAGUCCUACAAGGCGGACGCACGCGCCGUCGACUUUGUGAGAAAGCCGGAGGAUGCGAGGAAGGAGAUCAACCGGUGGGUCGCCAAGGCCACGAAGAAGCUCAUCACCUCCGUCCUACCACGGGGCUCAGUGCACGGCCACACCAGGCUCGUGCUUACCAAUGCCAUCUACAUCAAGGGCAAGUGGGAGAACGCCUUCAGCAAGAGCCGCACCAAAGACGACACGUUCCACCGCCUCGACGGCAGCACCGUCCGCGUGCCCUUCAUGGACGGAAACGGACGCGACAAGUACCUGGUGUCCACAUUUGACGGGUUCAAGGUGCUUAAGCUCCCCUACAAGAAGGCGGCCAACAACGGCGCCACUUAUUCGAUGUGUGUCUUCCUCCCGACCGCGCGAGACGGGCUGCGUAGCCUUGCCGACGAGAUGGCGACCGGCGGGCCAAGCUUCCUGUUCGACCACCUGCCGACUCAGUCUAGGAGCGUGACCAAGCUCCGGCUACCCAAGUUCAAGCUGUCCUUCUUCUGUAGCAUGAAGAAAGUUCUCGAGAGCUUGGGGCUCCGGGCGGCGUUCAGCGGGGAGGCCGAUCUGUCUGACAUGGUGGACAAGGACUCGGCCGGAAACGACGUGCCGCUGCGGGUAGAGGAUGUGUUUCACAGGGCGGUUGUGGAAGUGAACGAGGAAGGCACCGAGGCGGCUGCAUUCACCGCCGUCAUGACCGUAUUAUAUUGUUGGACCCCUCCGUCCGUGCCUGUUGAUUUUGUAGCAGACCAUCCAUUUGCCUUCUACAUAGUUGAGGAGGUGUCCCGUGCGGUGGUCUUUGCCGGUCACGUCCUCGACCCUUCUGAAACCGAGUGAUAAAAGCUAUCAUGUGUCGAAGAUAGAUACAGAAGCUCUUUUUAAUUGGCACCAUAGAUCUACCAGCAAUGCUACAUCUGCAGUGGUUUUACAGGAGUUUUACGGGCUAGGCUGAGAUGGAGUGUGUUGAUUGGUUGUUAAGAUGAAGCGGGACCCACCCUGAAAAUCAGAGUGGAAGCGAUUAGUGAGAGUAGAAGGUUAGUCCGUUAAUUCUUGUAAAAGUUUCACGUACGUCUAGCAUUUUUGAUAGAUCUACUAUGAAAAGUUUUCUUCGUUUACUUUAGACA